Messenger RNA from Bacidia gigantensis, 450 nucleotides. RefSeq lists its product as uncharacterized. The coding region runs from base 1 to 450 and encodes 149 amino acids. NCBI's taxonomy places the organism in Eukaryota, Fungi, Ascomycota, Lecanoromycetes, Lecanorales, Ramalinaceae. The transcript has a single exon. The record is from RefSeq and is a predicted model, not a curated record.
AUGUCACCAUCACCCCAGCGGAGAACUGCGGAAGCACUUGUGGCGGCCUUCAACAAUAUGGACGUCGAUAAGAUAAUCUCGUACCGCAGUCCAGACUGCACUCGUCAAUUCAUUCCAUCAUCCAUCAAUGCACCCCAAAAUAACGCCGCGUACGCCAAGACCCUCCACCAACUGCGGGCGAUCUUCUACAACUUUUCUCUCAAGGUGACUGAUAUCCUCGAAGACAAAGAUGCCCGCCGUGUAUGCAUGUGGUUGACCGCACGAGCCGAUACCGCUGCUGGGAAGUACGUCAAUGAGUAUGUCUGGCUUCUAGACUUUGAUGGAACUGGUCGAAAAAUCACGACGUCCAAGGAGUAUUCGGACACGAUAAUGGCUAGGGACUUCUUCCCAAAGCUUCAAGCAGCUAUGAAAGCACAACAAGCAUCCACGAACGGCAAGACACACAAAUGA